Molecule: messenger RNA, 597 nt
Organism: Drosophila grimshawi
Lineage: Eukaryota; Metazoa; Arthropoda; Insecta; Diptera; Drosophilidae
Exons: 3
Coding region: 67-447 (126 amino acids)
Source: RefSeq, a predicted model, not a curated record
CGCUCAAGCAACAAGGUUGACACAACAACAAGCUGUUUCCUUCAGUCAUUUUCAAGAGAUUUCGUCAUGUGGAUAAUACCCAUUAAGGCUGGACCUGGUUACGGAUUUGGAGUGCCGAUGCUCUUACUCUUCGCCCUGAUCUUCAUUGGUGUCUCGGCAGACUUGGGUUAUCGUGGCAAUGCCAUACAUCCGGAUUAUCCCGGACAGUGUUACUAUGAGGAACUGAAGCAGCCCAUACCCAAAAAUCAGUCAUAUAAGCCCAUCAAUCGUGAGGGGCACUGCAAGUCCAUCUUCUGUCGACCUGACUAUGUUCUCGAGAUUGGCUUCUGUGGCCGCCACAAUCUGGUGCCUACGAAGAACUGUAAAAUUGACUCCGAUAUGCGUCGCAUUUUUCCCCACUGUUGUCCCAAGCUGAUCUGCGAGGGGCCGGAGAGCAAUGAUAUCUAGCCAUAUCCAUAAUCAAUACCUGUCUAUAAAUAACCAUCUUUUCUUUUUCCCUAAAACAUCUGUGGCUUUAUAUUUAUAUGGCUUGCCACCUGCCAAGCAGGAAAGACAAAAGUCCACAAACCCCAACAUAUAUAUAUAUAUAUAUAUAUA